AUGUUUGCAACUUUACCAGACUUUACCCCGCGAGACUCGCACUCGCUGUGGUACACGUCCUCGCGCGCGCCCAUCCUCGGCGGCCUGCCCGACGGCCCGGAAGGCGGCGCCGACAUUGUCCAUAACCAAUUCCCUCACGGCCCGAAUGGUCCUCCUCAACGGCAGCGUGGCCACAUCAUCGAACGAACGGCGUUGGCGCGUCUCGCCGCCGACGAGGCGUACAUGCAGCGACGCCGCAACGGCAUACAAAACUAUGGCAGCACGUGGCUGAGGCCUCCUGGGCUCCCCAAAACGCUCCACCAGAUGCGAGAGGAGAAGCGCGAGCAGGAAGAGCAUCAAGAGGCGAUGCGCAGGGAGCAGCUAGCACAGGAACUCGCCGAGGCCGAGGCCGAAGCGGCCGGCGGAGGCGAAGACGCCAUGGACGACGUGCAGCUCGACGGCGCGCAGGAUCUGGACGAGGAGAUUCCCGACGCGGAUGAUGAGUUUGCGCUCGGCGGCGGCAGCGACAGCGAAGAGGAAGAAGAGGACGACGACGAAGAGGAGGAGAACGUAGCGGACGUGAGCGCCGCAGAGGAAGCGCUGCGGGAAGAGCGCCGCAACGACCUCAUGGCUGCGCGCAUGCGCAUGACGGACGACGCGUUCCGGGAGGCGUUGGUUCGCGGCGACCCGGACGGCGACGACAUGUACGGUGGCGGCGAUGAGGAGCUCGACGCGCUCGGGCAGGGCCACAUGCUAGACGAGGAGGAUUUCGCGCCGAGCUCGCUGCUAGACGACGGCGGCGACGUGGACUUGGGCAUGGACGCGAAUCUCGACGACGACAUUCCCUCGGCCGAGGAGGAAGAAUACGAUGCGGGCUACGAACACACAGACUCGGACGCCGCGCUGUCGAGCGACGACAACAACCACCACCACCACCACCACGACAGGGAGAGUUCGGAGGAGGAAGAGGAGAGCUUUGGCUUCGCGCCGCGGGCGGCGCCACUGAGGCCGCCGCAGAGCCCGACGCUGCGCGGACAGCCGCAUAGACGCAGCAAUGCAGGGGCAACGCCGCGAGGCCCGCGUUCCAGCAUGGAUCUGAGUGCAUUCUUGUCGCAGGAUGAGAGCAGCUUCAUGGACAGCAGCCCCGCGCAAGGGCGUCGCAACAUGCGCGGUUGA
Messenger RNA from Beauveria bassiana ARSEF 2860, 1155 nucleotides. RefSeq lists its product as uncharacterized. The transcript has 2 exons. The record is from RefSeq and is a predicted model, not a curated record. Gene Ontology annotation, biological process: anaphase-promoting complex-dependent catabolic process. Lineage: Eukaryota; Fungi; Ascomycota; Sordariomycetes; Hypocreales; Cordycipitaceae. Gene Ontology annotation, cellular component: anaphase-promoting complex. The coding region runs from base 1 to 1155 and encodes 384 amino acids.